Molecule: messenger RNA, 1528 nt
Organism: Acanthoscelides obtectus
Lineage: Eukaryota; Metazoa; Arthropoda; Insecta; Coleoptera; Chrysomelidae
Source: the annotation of a GenBank genome assembly
GGUAAAUGAGCAGAUUCAGUUGAAUCUUCCUCGUGCACAAGCAGCUUGAACCGUCCCUGUCUAAAAACUUGACGAUCAGCUGUGAGUUAUGGACCUAGAGAUUUUAUGUUUAAAAUUCAUAAAUUCAAAUUUCAAACAACCUGUAUCUUUCCAGAAAUUUUCACUGUACAUCACAUAUGUAUCUAUGGGAAAACGACACGAAACUGAUUCCAAGUUCCUGAGUUUUUGCAACAUAUAAAAAUCAUACGUGAAUUACAAUAUCGCUACUGUUAUCUUUUCGUUGUUUCGUUUGUUCACACGAUUUUCCACAACAUAUAAGUGACUCAUAUAACUCAACUAGGCAGAGAAAAAUGAGUUUCUCAUCUCCAAUGCCCAGUAGGGAAUUUCUUUGGGAUGUUUUCCAAAAGGUCGAUAGAGACAGAAGUGGAUAUAUUAAUGCAGAUGAACUUGGUGCAGCACUAUCUAAUGGUACUUGGAGCCCCUUCAACCCAGAAACUGUGAGAUUAAUGAUAGGUAUGUUUGACCGUCAUAACAGGGGACAAGUAAGCUUUGAAGACUUUGGGGCUCUGUGGAAAUAUGUUACAGAUUGGCAAAACUGCUUCAGAUCUUUUGAUAGGGAUAACUCUGGAAAUAUAGAUAGAAAUGAAUUGAAAACUGCUCUUAUCUCAUUUGGAUAUAGGCUGUCUGAUUCCAUUAUUGAUAUGUUGAUCAAGAAGUUUGAUAGACAUGGAAAUGGGACAAUAUUGUUUGAUGAUUUCAUACAAUGUUGCAUUGUUCUAUAUACCCUCACAGCAUCAUUCAGACAGCAUGAUACAGAUCAAGAUGGAUAUAUUACAAUCCAUUAUGAACAGUUCUUGAGUAUGGUAUUUAGUUUAAAAAUCUAAGUUAUUGUGUGUUUUUAGCUUUUUUACUACUUGUAUAUUGAGUAUUGUGAGUGAAAUGUGCCACAUGAUCUAAUAUAUUCUUAUUCUUAUAUUACCUAAAAACCUCUUUUACAUAUUUAUCUCCUUAAAAUAUAAAUAUUUUGUCUAAUAUAGUGAUGCAAAAAAUCAAACUUCGACAUUUGCUGUUGAUUCAAUAGCAGCUUCUAAGUUUUAUGUGACCGCAGUUUAGCAUACUCUUAGUCUUAAGUGUAGCACUAACUCAGGCCAAUUGAUUUGAGGGUUAAAGGGGGUUUUUGUAUUUCUAUACUGUUAUAUAUUUUUCUAUAUAUAUAUAUAUAUAUGUUUUGUAUUUUAAUACUUAAUUCACCUUAUAUUGUACUGUCAGAUAAUCUGGCAUAAAUUUUCUCUACUUAUUACUGAACCUCUAUAUUUGUGUAUAACAAACGUGUUUACUUCAGAAUGAAUGUUUUCAAUUUCCAUUCCUUCAAAAUAUGUUUACCUGUGAUUGUUGUAAAUUAUGUCACAUGUCUAGUGUACAGUGGCAGAUAAUGACCCAUAUGCUAGAAUGUGAAGGUGAAAAUUCUAUUUGUUUUGUUGGAAUAUUUGUUUAUUUGUUUAUACCAAUAAAUAAUUUGUGAAACAUG